Manacus vitellinus (golden-collared manakin) is the source of this 1076-nucleotide messenger RNA. RefSeq names its product B-box and SPRY domain containing (gene BSPRY). Lineage: Eukaryota; Metazoa; Chordata; Aves; Passeriformes; Pipridae. Bases 1 to 954 code for a protein of 317 amino acids. The transcript has 5 exons. Gene Ontology annotation, molecular function: protein binding. The record is from RefSeq and is a predicted model, not a curated record.
AUGGGGCCAUCUUCGCUCCUUGUGAUGAGGGUGACCCCCUGGGCGAACGCGGCCAGCGCGGCGCGGGAGCUGGUGAUCCAGAGGCUGCUCUUCGUGGGCAAGGCCUGCGAGAACGAGGAGCAGCGGCUGCUGGAGAGGGUGCACGCCGAGGAGGAGAGGGCACACCAGAGCAUCCUGACCCAGCAGGUGCACUGGACAGAGGCUCUGCAGAAGCUGGGAGCCCUCCGGACCUACCUGGUGGACAUGAUCACCAACCUGGAUGACCAGGGCCUGCUGCGCGCAGAACGAGAGAUCUUCGAGAGGACAGAGGUGGCGGAGGGAAUCUUGGAGCCACAGGAGUCCCUGAAGUUAAACUUUAAUCAGACGUGUGUUCAGAGUCCACUCCUGCACCGACUGUGGGCCUCUGCUGUGCUCUGCUGCCUCACAGGCUCACAGGAGAUUCACAUCGAUGAGAGAACCCUCAGCCCCCACCUCAGCCUGUCGGAGGACAAGAGAACGCUGACCUUCAGUCCCAAGAAAGCCAAGGUGGACUUGGACUGCCCGGAGCGGUUUGACCACUGGCCCAACGCCUUGGCCACUGCAGCUUUCCACUCUGGGCUGUGUGCCUGGAAGGUGGGCGUGGAGCAGAGCUGUGCCUACAAGCUGGGGGUUUGCUACAGCUCCGUGCCCAGGAAGGGCUCUGCCAACGAGGGCCGCCUGGGAUUCAACGCUGCCUCCUGGGUGUUCUCGCGCUACGACCGGGAGUUCCGGUUCCUGCACGCGGGGCAGCCCCAGCCCGUGGAGCUCAUCAAGGCCCCGGCCCAGAUCGGGGUGCUGGUUGACUUUGCGGGGGGAGAGGUGCUUUUCUACGACCCCGACUCCUGCACCAUCCUCUUCUCCCACAGGGAGACCUUCACGGAGCCCGUCUACCCCGUGUUCGCCGUGGCACACCAGAGCAUCUCACUGGUGCAGUGAGCAGGGCCUGGGUGUGACUGUGUGUGCUCUGCACUGUGCCCUGGGGGGAAAGGAGCCCAGGCAGGGCUAUGGGCUGUGUACAGUGUUCAGACAACACCUGCUCUCACACUACAGCUGUUCUU